AUGGCCGUGGCCGCUGCACGUACAGCGUCUAAACUAAAUAUUCCGCACAUUAACACUGAUAUACGCUGGGGCAAAUACCCGUACCCUGACCGCCCAACUAAAGGGCAGCCCAUGGAGAAAGUUGCUCGCGAUGCACGAUAUCAUGCCCUAUUCUAUCAACUGGUUAGAUCAGGAGCGAAGAUGGUCGCCUUCGGACAUCACGCUGACGAUCAAGUCGAAACUGCCAUUAUGCGUUUGUCAAUGGGUAGCAGCGAUCUUGGCGUCAGCGGCAUGCGUCCUGUGCGCAGAUGGGGAAUGGGCGAAUCCCGGCCAUUCGGGGAUAACAAAGCCCUAGGUACAUUUGGCCCCCUGGGGAUGUCCAGAUGGAUUGUGCGACCUCUUUUGACUGUUUCCAAGGACAGGAUCCUUGCCACCUGUGAAAAGCAUGAAUUAGAAUAUGUCAACGAUCCGACAAACUUCCAACCAUCUCUUACAACGCGUAAUGCCAUUCGUGACUAUAUUGCCCGCGAGGAUAAACGUCUACAAGGUGAGGAGCCAGUUGAAGAAGAGCCUAAAUUGCCUGAGCCAGUCAAAACGGCCAUUCAACAACUUCGCAGCGUGGUCGAAGUCGAGGGAGAUCGUGAUCUCCAAAUUGCUGUUCAGCGUGUGCGAGAACGCGUGGAGGUUGUAGAAAGCCAAGUGACGAACGCGCUUGCAUACUGCUGCAUCUCUUCCCCUCCCUCCACAAUCAUUCUUCAUUCACGCUGGCUGUCGCACAUUGCGCAGCGCGAUUUAUGUAUAGCGAUGGUUCGCCGAAUUCUGCGCUACGUCUCACCUCGGCUGUGGGGUAGCGUGCAAGCAGAAGCGAAAGGGCAUCGAAAGAGUCUUUUACACAUUGUGGGAGACAUCUGGGGCUCUCUUCGCACACCUGAAACACGACGGACGUUCUCUGCAGGGUCUAAUGUCCUAUGGGUCCCUGGGGUUGUCAACGCUGCGGGGGACUUCAAGAGGAAACAUACCUUGAACCAUGGGGAAUCUUUUGCGUGGUAUAUCCAGCGAGCCACGCCCCUCUCCAGGGAAAAAUUACAGCACAUUGGGAAGGAGGACACCCUAGUGCGAGACAUCAGCGAUCUGUUAGUAAGACGGCCCCAAAAGGCUGGCCCGGCAGUCAUACUCUAUGACGCCAGGUUCAUACUGCGCUUCGAUGUAGCGAAGAUGCCCUUGGACGUACUUACGUGUCUAACAUCCUCAGAACACUCAGCGGACUCAAGGGUCAUCAUCCAACCCGCCACAUCAUGGUACUGUCCACAAGUUAUCAUGCGGCAAAAGGGAGUGCCGGAUGAAGUGCUAGCAGAUUACCGAUGGGACACACUGAAAUGGCAAAGACCCAUUGAGGAGAAUGCGAGAGAUGAUUCAUCGUGGGUAGAGAUAGAGUUCAUCCGUACAUUAGGCGCAAUAUAA
Molecule: messenger RNA, 1440 nt
Organism: Fibroporia radiculosa
Lineage: Eukaryota; Fungi; Basidiomycota; Agaricomycetes; Polyporales; Fibroporiaceae
Exons: 4
Coding region: 1-1440 (479 amino acids)
Biological process (GO): tRNA processing
Molecular function (GO): ATP binding; ligase activity, forming carbon-nitrogen bonds
Source: RefSeq, a predicted model, not a curated record